UCCCAGAUCUGUGAUUGGUCCACGUGUCGUCUUCUCCGAUAAAAAAGACAAAAAUCUCCGGCGGGUCCGCCAUAUUUAUACCCGAAUUUUACAGAACCCAUUUUGGCCCUUCUCUGGUGGUUCUACUUUCCUCUGCAAUAAUUACUUCAAUCUGUUCCACAAAGAAAUCAAUUGGGGGAAAAAUGGUGGACGCUGUUCGUAUUAGUCGCGAGAAAUUAGGGUUUGAGGAGACUGAGCUGAGGCUGGGGAUUGGAUUGCCCGACAAGAGCUUUGGUAAGAGAGGAUUCGACGAGACUGUGGAUUUGAAGCUCAAUUUGUCCUCCAAGGACAUCAUCGACGAAUCGAAAUCGAAGAAUUUGAAUGCCGAGGAGAAGAAGAAUUCCUCAAUUUCCUGCCCUAACAACGAUUCUGCUAAGCCUCCUGCUAAGGCACAGGUGGUCGGGUGGCCGCCGGUCCGGUCCUUCAGGAAAAAUGCCAUGGCGGUUCAGGCGAAGGCCGAGCCGGAAGGCGGCGGCGCCGCCUUUGUGAAGGUGAGCAUGGACGGCGCUCCGUACCUCCGGAAAGUGGACUUGAAGAUGUACAAUUCUUACCAGGAGCUGUCGGAAGCUUUGGAGAAGAUGUUCAGCUCCUUCACCAUUGGUAAAUGUGAUUCACAAGGACUGAUGGACUUCAUGAAUGAGAAGAAUGGAUCUGAAUUCGUGCCGACAUACGAGGACAAGGAUGGAGACUGGAUGCUCGUGGGCGACGUCCCAUGGCAGAUGUUUGUCGAAUCUUGCAAGCGCCUCCGCAUAAUGAAAGGAACAGAGGCCAAGGGACUUGCCCCGAGAGCCAUGGAGAAGUGCAAGAGCAGAAACUAAGGCAACCUGUGUAGAAAUUUUCAGACAACAUUCUGCUCUUUUGAUCUUGAUGUUCGGUAAUAAGCAAACAGCGAGAUGGAUCGAGCAGGAUGCUGGAUUGUAUCGGUCCUCUAUUAAAUAUGGCCAUAUGGUUUGUUAAUUGGCCUUCGAUUUCUUGUGAUAUAUAUAUAUAUAUAUAUAUGUAUGAUUAUGAAUGCAAUGAAUUGCUAAUCUCCGUCUUGUUGUGUCUUGGAACACUUACUGUUGUGUAGUCUGUCUGUAUAGUAUAGAGUAUAUUGUCUGAAUAAUUUGCCAAACUGCUUCAAUAAUGUCAUAUGUUGAGAUGCUUUUGUUGACUAUUAAAAUAAGUAUGUGUGUGUGUUUUGUGUGUUUGAA
Andrographis paniculata is the source of this 1232-nucleotide messenger RNA. Its product is annotated as auxin-induced protein AUX28-like. The transcript is spliced from 6 exons. NCBI's taxonomy places the organism in Eukaryota, Viridiplantae, Streptophyta, Magnoliopsida, Lamiales, Acanthaceae. The record is from RefSeq and is a predicted model, not a curated record. Gene Ontology annotation, cellular component: nucleus. Gene Ontology annotation, biological process: regulation of DNA-templated transcription. Bases 183 to 857 code for a protein of 224 amino acids. Gene Ontology annotation, molecular function: protein binding.